AUGCUUCUUUCUUUAAUUUCCAUCCGUUUUGAUAAACUUGAAAGGAGAACUCGAGCUGAAGUAUGCAAUAGAUAUAAAACUGAUGUAUUUAGUACUAGUUAUGAUUACUGGGGAACUUCUAUUUACCCAGAUCAAGCAGGACAAUGUGGUAGAAAAAGUUACGACAAAGCAACAGACGAUAAUAAAGCUCUUAAAGAACUUAAUUACAUGAGAUGGCUUGUUGGAUUUGAUACACCAGUUACACUUCUUUCAGGAUCACAAUAUGAUGAUGAACAAGUCAAAUGCGCAAUAUGUAAUGUAAUUAACAGAGAACUAGAUCACACCCCUCCUUCAACUAAAACUUGUUAUUCAAGUGCAGGAUACAAUGGAUGCUCAUCUUCAAAUCUUGGUGCAGGCUAUGGAAAUUAUGAUGCACCAAUGGCAGUUCAGCAAUUUAUCAAAGAUAAUGGCGAAUCUAAUUUAAACUUAGGCCAUAGAAGGUGGGUUCUUUAUGGUGGCCUUAAACAAACUGCAUUUGGUGGAGCUUACAAUUCAAAAAGAUCAGAUGAAAAAGGCUUUACAAACUCUGUGUCAAUGAAAACAUCUGGCAUGGGAUGGCCACCGGAAGAUCAGUUAACAUUUACAGCAUAUCCUCCACCAGGCUAUUUCCCAGCCAGAUUUAUAUAUAAUAGAUUUAGUUUUUGGGCUCCAGGAAUCCCAGAAGGCGGACCGUUGCAAAUUACAGUGAAUUUUGACGGAGUUCAACAAAAUAUUGCAUAUCAAUAUUAUACAACGGAUUGGUAUGGUGGACCACAACGUGGUGCAAUGUUCAAUAUUUCAAGUUUACCAAUGGAUUAUUUAAGUGAUAUUGAUUAUCAAACUUUAAUCGGAAAGACUAUUGAUAUACAAGUGAAGUAUGGUUCAAAUGUCUAUGAUUAUACCGUCAAACCAAUUGAUUGCGAUGCAGAAGAACAAACUCCAACAAGAUCUCCAACUAGAUCUCCUACACCACCACCAACAAGAUCACCAACUAGAUCUCCUAUACCACCACCAACUAGAUCUCCUACACCACCACCAACUAGAUCUCCUUCACCACCACCAACUAGAUCUCCAACGAAAUCAACACCAACUAGAUCACCUACACGAUCUCCAACUAGAUCUCCAACGAAAUCAACACCAUCAAGGUCACCAUCUCCAUCACCAUCUAGAUCGCCAACACCCAAGGUUACAACUCCACAGGAAGAUAUAACAACCACAGCGACAAAAGAAAACACACCUUUGCCAACAACUCAAACAAUAGCACAGAUCCCGGUUGACAGUCCAAGUGGGAACAGCGGCGAGAGCAGUAAUGAUAACCAAAGCGGCAAGAAACAAGAACACGACAAGAAGAUGAAGAUCAUUGUCAUUGCUUCAGCCGCCGCUGUUGGUCUUAUCCUUGUUAUCAUCGUUAUUUCAACUGUUGUUGUUUGCAAGAAGAAAUACGGCAAACAAGAAGCAGAAUCAGAUCGCAGUGAACUCAACAUGAUGUUUCUUGUUUAA
Messenger RNA from Trichomonas vaginalis G3, 1518 nucleotides. RefSeq lists its product as uncharacterized. The record is from RefSeq and is a predicted model, not a curated record. Bases 1 to 1518 code for a protein of 505 amino acids. NCBI's taxonomy places the organism in Eukaryota, Parabasalia, Trichomonadida, Trichomonadidae. The transcript has a single exon.